Chironomus riparius is the source of this 425-nucleotide messenger RNA. NCBI's taxonomy places the organism in Eukaryota, Metazoa, Arthropoda, Insecta, Diptera, Chironomidae. The record is from the annotation of a GenBank genome assembly.
AGCUACUUCUGUUUUGCAUUUUCAGUUAUAUUUUGUCACGAAGAUUUGGAGUUUAUAGUUUUAAGGUGCUUCAAGUAUCAAUUUAAAUAUGAAACUUAUAUUUUUGUCAAUUUUAGUUUUAGCUUCUUUGAUCGGAUAUUCGCAAGCAGGUUCAAGUAGAUGUCCCAAGCCAAACAUGGUAUGGAGUGAUUGUGCAUCAGCUUGUGAACCAACGUGUGGCGAGCAGCCAGAAAUCUGCAUUUUGAUUUGUUUGCAAAAAUGUGUCUGUAUUGAUGGAUAUAUUUUGGAUGCAAAUGGAAAUUGUAUUUUACGCAGUGAAUGUCCUUAAUUUACACUCUUUUAAAACCAAAUAAAUAUUUUUUGAUGCUUAAUGCUUAGCUUCUUUGUAACUUAAUAAUGUCGUGACAAAACUUAAAUAAAUUCGU